This is a messenger RNA of Caenorhabditis bovis, 309 nucleotides long. NCBI's taxonomy places the organism in Eukaryota, Metazoa, Nematoda, Chromadorea, Rhabditida, Rhabditidae. The record is from the annotation of a GenBank genome assembly.
AUGGGAGGACACCACGAGCCGUACAAGAUCCCGCACUACUCGAUCUACAACAAUUACCGAGACUUUCCACAGCUUUUGCAGCACGAGAAGAGACUUGCGCAACUCGGCUUGAAAGAUCCGUGGAUCAGAAAUUAUGUGUAUUUGUACGAUCGCAAGUACCCUCAUGUGAAAGGACAAUGGGCACAUUUUAAGAAUCUUAUUCUUCCUGGUUGGAAAGCCGGAGUCGGUUUCGCCGCUGCUUUGAUCAUUCUGGAAGAAGGUUACCAAUACGCGAAACACGGAACAACAUCAUGGGAUGCCCAUCAUUAG